CGCCGGGCCUGCUGCAACCGUCCCGCUGCAGUGUGAAAGGCUGAAGAUGGCCGGGUGGCAGAGCUACAUGGACAACCUGAUGUGCGAUGGCUGCUACCAGGAGGCCGCCAUUGUCGGCUACUGCGAUGCCAUAUGUGUCUGGGCGGCCACGGCCAGGGGCGUCUUCCAGAGCAUCACCCCAGUAGAGAUAGAUAUGAUUGUAGGAAAAGACCAGGAAGGCUUCUUUACCAAUGGUUUGACUCUUGGAGCAAAGAAGUGUUCAGUGAUCAGAGAUAGUCUAUAUAUCGAUGGCGACUGCACAAUGGACAUCCGGACAAAGAGUCAAGGUGGCGAGCCAAAAUACAACGUCAUUGUCGGCAGAGCUGGUAGAGUCUUGGUCUUUGUAAUGGGAAAAGAAGAGGUCCAUGGAGGCGGAUUGAAUAAGAAGGCAUAUUCAAUGGCAAAAUACUUGAGAGACUCUGGGUUCUAGCUGCUAGGCAGACUGUUAAGUAUUAGGGGAAAUUGCUCUUAAACUUUCCUAGCAGAAAGCUUAAGUCUAAAUU
Messenger RNA from Ictidomys tridecemlineatus (thirteen-lined ground squirrel), 542 nucleotides. Its product is annotated as profilin-2. Gene Ontology annotation, molecular function: actin binding. Gene Ontology annotation, biological process: regulation of actin filament polymerization; positive regulation of actin filament bundle assembly; actin cytoskeleton organization. The record is from RefSeq and is a predicted model, not a curated record. Lineage: Eukaryota; Metazoa; Chordata; Mammalia; Rodentia; Sciuridae. Gene Ontology annotation, cellular component: cytoplasm.